GCAGCCACUUACAGCGCCGAGAGAUGGAGGAUCAUGAAGUGGACGAGGAGAGCGUCUGGAGCAACUUUGACAAGAGCGUCGCAUACAUGAAGGAGGUGGCGUCGCUGUACGAGUCGGCGUUCGGCUGCAAGGCGGAUGGUCCGUCUUCUACCAAUAGGAAGACCGUCACGAAGGCACAUCUGGACGAAGCACAAAACCAAGCGCAGCAGGCGCUCGAACUGCUAGCGUCCAACCUGCUAAACGCAUCCACCACGAUCGUCAACUCUAUUGAAAAGCAGGAGAGCGAGGCGGACCGACUGAAGCACAAGGUGUCGGCCAUCAGGCAGACCAUCCGCGAUCGUCAGGUGGCGCUGGAUCAAGAAGCUAUCAGCAAGUUCUACUCGUCACACAAGGCCAACCAGAUAAGAAUGCCAAUGCCGACGUCGUCAGCUCGAAGCACAAGCAUGAAACAGCAGCGUACGCUUUCGUCCGUUACAAUAGUUCUAACUGACUUAACCUAACAUGGCGUAUCUUCAUGCUGGUGCAGAAUACUUGAAGCUGGCCCUCGCCCCGAAGCAGGACAUACAAUAAAAAUCCAGUAUUCAUUUUAUCUAUCCUACUAUUUCAUUCCAUCCUCAUGAUACCGCGCC
This is a messenger RNA of Phytophthora nicotianae INRA-310, 629 nucleotides long. RefSeq lists its product as hypothetical. The record is from RefSeq and is a predicted model, not a curated record. NCBI's taxonomy places the organism in Eukaryota, Oomycota, Peronosporomycetes, Peronosporales, Peronosporaceae. The transcript has 2 exons. The coding region runs from base 24 to 500 and encodes 158 amino acids.